Molecule: messenger RNA, 1944 nt
Organism: Papaver somniferum (opium poppy)
Lineage: Eukaryota; Viridiplantae; Streptophyta; Magnoliopsida; Ranunculales; Papaveraceae
Product: GATA transcription factor 6-like
Exons: 5
Coding region: 138-1583 (481 amino acids)
Biological process (GO): regulation of DNA-templated transcription
Molecular function (GO): zinc ion binding; sequence-specific DNA binding
Source: RefSeq, a predicted model, not a curated record
ACUGCUCCACUGAUACAAUAAUAAUGAUGCUCUGCUCUUCUCUUCCUUAAAUUAAAUUUAUCCGGUGAGACUCUCAACAAGAAGACAUGUACUCCAGUUGAGGAGCUUUAAUAACCAUACCAGGUUGAAAUUUGAUUAUGGCAACUGAUAUACGGGAAGAGUUAAGGAGAAUGCAGAAUGUUAUUCUUCGAUUAUCCGCGGAAGUAGGUGGAAAGAAUCAAAAAUUGGGGGUCAUGGAAAAAAAAUUGGAAGACGGUUCGGAAUCCCUUAGUAGAAUGACUGAAGAGGUAGAUCACCUAGAUCAAGCUUAUAAUGAAGAAAAGAGAAAAACGAAGAGGACUAUGCUUGAAAAUGAAAGGUUGAUGAGAGGGUUAGAAACUCAAAGGAAAGAAAUCGAGCAGCAGGCUAAGGAAAUCAAGAAGCGUGACGCCCAAUUGGAUUUUAAAAGCAAGCAAAUUCUUGUUUUAAGAAUGCUAAACACUGCUACACAGGCUCCGACAAAGAUAAACACUGAGCAAGGCAAGCAUGAAGGAGUGAAAAACAUGAGUGGUGCGGACAAGGUUCAAGUCCAAAUUGCUGCGAAUGGUCUGCACAAUGAACUGGAAGAGAAAGAGUGUGGAUUGGAUAAUGAGCUUAGCCGGAAGCAAACCUUCGUCAAGAAAGAGCACAGGAGUAACCAUGAUCUACAGGAGGCGCCCAAAGUUUCAAUCGAGGAAGUUACAAAGGAAGAUGAUGAAAAAUCGGUAGAGGUGUUAACUGAUUGGAGCAUGAAAGAUUUCGAAGACUCUGGAGAAGAAGAGUGCAAUUCCUUUGAAGAUAUGGUUCCUCCAAUCCCACCGCCAGAAUCUUUGGUUGAACCGUGCAAUGAUAUGCCGAACAACAGCUCAGUUAUUUCCCGUGUACUCCCUGUUCCGGAUGAUGAAAUUGCUGAAUUGGAAUGGUCAUCAACCUUUGUUGAGGAUUCAUUUUCAGAUGGAGGCAUUUCUCUGGACAAAGACUUCUGUAACAACAGUAAGAAGGUUGACUCCUGUCGGCUCCGUAGAUCGAACCGAGUUUUGGUCCGUAAGAAUAGCAGCUCUUGCUCUGGUGGAAUGACAAUGCCUCUCAGUCCUGGCACUGCUGUUCUUGAAUGUGUAGGGAGCAAGCGCCCACAAUCAGCAAUUUUCAGUCAACAACCCACUUCAAAUUUAACCUCUCUUAAAUCAUGCAACAUUAACGUCGAAAACCAACCAAUGCCCAACUCCUAUAUAUCUUCCGAAUCAGAGUAUUUCGCAGAAUCCCAUCCACCAUAUACACCCAAUGUUAAUGGAAAAGAACAGAAGAAGAUGGAGAAGGGAAAAAAGAAAAGAAAACAGCAGCUGCCUGGUAAAUGCUCGCAUUGUGCGACAACAAAGACCUCACAAUGGAGAGAAGGUCCAAUGGGUCGCGGAACCCUCUGUAACGCUUGUGGCGUUCGUUACAGGACAGGGAGGCUCUUCCCUGAAUACCGUCCUAAAGCGAGUCCAACAUUUGUAGCUUCAAUACACUCCAGCCAUCACAAGAAGGUCCUGGAAAUGAGGGUCAAAGGUACACCUGCCGUAUGAGUUCAGCUCCAGCAUUCUUGCUAACUAGAAACACCCAUAUGCUUUAUUGCAUAUACAUAGGAAAUAGACAUACUUGAAGUUUCGUUUUUUCAUUUAAGCCUUCGCUUUUUCGUUAUGUUAUUUUGGAUGUUGUAUAAAGUUGGGGGCGGAGAGGCGGACAGGAGAAAUACAUGACAAACAAUAUGUUAGCUGCUAGAGAUAAAGAUAACUUAAGAAGGUUGAGGUUUAGGCUCUUUUAUUUGGUUUAUUUCAUAGAACUUAUAGGCAUUGGAAGCUUUAAAUUGAAACGCUCUAAAAAUGUUAUUUUUCAGGUAUUUGAAAUGCAGAAUAGAUGGAUAAUAAUAGUUUUACUUAGACAUAA